Messenger RNA from Phytophthora nicotianae INRA-310, 827 nucleotides. RefSeq lists its product as hypothetical. The transcript is spliced from 2 exons. The coding region runs from base 1 to 690 and encodes 229 amino acids. Gene Ontology annotation, biological process: amino acid transmembrane transport. The record is from RefSeq and is a predicted model, not a curated record. Gene Ontology annotation, cellular component: vacuolar membrane. Gene Ontology annotation, molecular function: amino acid transmembrane transporter activity. NCBI's taxonomy places the organism in Eukaryota, Oomycota, Peronosporomycetes, Peronosporales, Peronosporaceae.
AUGGCUGCGAUGACCCCGUCCGAGCCGCGUCGCUCGGCUUUCUUCACGCUCGAGGACGCCAAGAUCAGCUUCAGUAUCAUCUGCUGCAUCUGUGGCAUCGGCACGCUCGCUAUGCCCUCCAAUUUUGCCCGUGCCGGACCCAACGACGGAUGGGAGGAGCUGCGCGACAAGCUGUCGACGAACGGCCCCGUGACCAGCGUCAACGAGCACGCCGCGAGAGACCUGGAGAGCAACGCCGACUCGGAUAUCGAUACGCUGUCGAACUCGGCGAAGCGCGAGCAGGAAGAGAAGGAGCACGACGAGGCCCAGCUCUCGGACUACAGCGGCUCGGCCAACGUGUUCCGCUACGUCACGCUGCGUCUCGUCAUCAUGGCGAUCCUAGUGGGGGCCGCCAUCGGCUUCCGUUCGCACUUCCUGGACCUCGUGGAUUUCACGGGCGCGUCUGCCAUCACCGUGUGCUGCCUGGUGCUGCCGCUUGUGUUCUACCUCAAGGUUUUCUGGCGCGAUCUGCCCAUGUACGAGCGCGUGGUGGCGGUCGUGGUGAUCGUCGUGUGCACCGUCGUGGGCUGCUACGUCAUGAUCGACGCCGGCAAGAACCUGUUCAACCCGGACUCGGACGGCGUCACGUUCCCGUACUGCCCGGCGGAACACCAGUCCGAGCCGUACUACGUGCGUAACUCAACGGCGUGAAUGGCCGGCGAUCGUCGACUUAAGACGGGAGAUCGUCGCAUUAAGUCAGGCGAUCGGAGAAUUAGGAGAGCAUUAGGCCAGAGCCAUGAUAGGUGUCUAUAAGCCUACUGGAGUUAAUCCAAUCCAUUUUGCAGGCC